Molecule: messenger RNA, 462 nt
Organism: Acanthosepion pharaonis
Lineage: Eukaryota; Metazoa; Mollusca; Cephalopoda; Sepiida; Sepiidae
Source: the annotation of a GenBank genome assembly
AUGCAGAGUUCAGAUGUAAAUAAUCGAAAUUUGUUCAUUAUCUUCCUCCCCUUCUCUCUCUCUCUAUCGCUACCUACCUACCUAGACCAGCUGUUUUAUCUAUCUAUAUCUAUCUAUCUAUCUAUCUAUCUAUCUAUCUAUCUAUCUAUCUAUCUAUCUAAAAUCAGUCCCUUUACACCUGUUUCCAUGCGUAACUAUUUAUUAUAUAUAUCUAUACGCUUCUCAGGUUCCUCUCACUGUGCUUCUCCCACCAUUUCUCUCUGUCUUGGGUCGAAAGAAAAGGAGCGCUGUCCCUCUGACGUGUUCACUACGUCAUUUACUGUGGAACGCGUAAACAGUGGCGGUAUAAAGACGUCAUUGACGUUGUUCGCUUCAGCGGCCAUAACAGGUACGAAAGUAUCUUCUUCUUGCAUUCUCCGCUUCUUCUUCUUCUUCUUCUUCUUCUUCUUCUUCUUCAUUUAA